Molecule: messenger RNA, 1296 nt
Organism: Aspergillus costaricaensis CBS 115574
Lineage: Eukaryota; Fungi; Ascomycota; Eurotiomycetes; Eurotiales; Aspergillaceae
Product: tryptophan synthase beta subunit-like PLP-dependent enzyme
Exons: 1
Coding region: 1-1296 (431 amino acids)
Source: RefSeq, a predicted model, not a curated record
AUGCGGAUUUCUCGACUAGUCAAAAUGCAGUACUCAUAUCACCACAAUACGGAACGCUUGUCAUCACAGGCGGAGGCCACUGCCGCUGUCUGUAUGCGGAAUCUUUCCAAUUGGAUGCCCGCUGUUGACGAAAUCCGCACCUGGCCAGAAUACACCAUACAGCCCCUGCGCGCUCUCCCUAACCUUGCGCACAAACUGGGAGUCCGGGAAAUCUUUGUCAAAGACGAAAGCAAACGUUUUGGAACAGGGAUGGGUUCUUUUAAGGCGCUGGGUGCACCUUAUUCAGUGUAUAGGAUCCUGGCAGAGGAAGUACAUGCGAAAAAGGGUGUCUGGCCUUCGGCAGCCGAGCUUCGCACCGACAAAUACCGCGAUAUCACAAAUUCUGUCACCGUUUGCGUUGCAACGGACGGUAAUCAAGGUCGUGGGUUAGCAUAUGGUGCUAAGACUUUCGGCUGUCACUGCGUUGACUACAUUCACAACCAUGUCAGCGACGGUCGUGCCAAGCGUAUGAUGGACUUGGGUGCAAUUGUAAUUCGAAUCAACGGGGAAUACGAGACUUCAGUCGCUCGAGCUAAAGAGGAUGCUCGCAUGAAUGGCUGGUACUUUGUCAGCAGCACUUCGUGGUCGGACUUCGACAACGACGUACCUCAGCACGUCAUGAACGCCUACAUGGUUGUCCUCGAAGAGGCGAUUGCACUGAUCCCUCAACUUGAUCGCAUCUCUCAUGUUUUUGUGUGCGGUGGUGUUGGUAGUAUUGCGGCUGCUAUUUUUCAAGGCUUCUACACCCAUCUUCGUGGUGACAAGAACACACCUGCUCAACUGCCACGCUUUGUCGUUGUUGAGCCGUUGGAGGCAGAUUGUCUCCUGCAGAGUGCGAAGAAUGGCACGGCUUAUCAGUCCAAAGGCACGCUUUGUACGCUGAUGGCCGGUCUGGCUUGUCGUGCACCAUCUCCAGCCGCGUGGAAACUCCUCAACUGGUUGGCUAGUGACUUCCUCGCGGUUCCUGAUUCCAUUGCAGUGGAGGGUAUGAAGGCGUUGGCUAAUGGUGAUGAGGGUGAUAUUCCCGUCGUCUGUGGUGAGUCGUCAGCUGCCAGUAUGGGUGUGCUGCUGGAAUCAGUCUCAAAUUCGAGCCUUCGUGAAAGUCUGGGCCUAGACGAGAACAGUCAAGUCAUCAUCUUCGGCUUGGAGGGCGCAACCGACCCCGAUAUAUACGAGUCUCUCGUGGGCAAAUCACCCACUACCGUUUUUGAGGCCCAGGAUCGUUUCCAUGCUAAGGCUUGCACUGACUUAUCCUGA